AUGGAUUUCGACCCAAACGUGCUGGAGAGUAAACUCAAGAAAGUGUUGGAAGAAGCACCACCUUACGAUGGCACUCAACCUUCCAGGUCUCCGUCACUGGCCAGUACGGAUGUCACUGGUGCUUUAAAUGACUGGGCCAACCGUGAGCCACUUACAGAAGAGGAGAAGGCACGAAGAAAGCGUGCAAGCGACCGCGCUUAUGAACUUACCUUUGGGAAGAAACCACGAGGGAGGGAAGAUGAAAAUGACGCUACGGAUAACAAGUCUCCUUCUCUAGCCAGUACCUCAUCCGGGGCCCUUAAAUAUCAUCAAUCGGUCUACCGUGAGCCUUUAACGGCGGAAGAAGAGGCACUAGAAGACGAGAAAGACGAACGCUUCCAAGUCUGGGCGUGGGGUGACAAAGCGACGCAACACAAGCAGAAGCCAACAGCGGGCACGACUAAGAGCCUGGUUGAUGAUACGGAACUCGCAGGACGCGGGCAACAAAAUGGUUGGCAUAUGGCAUCCAAAAGGUCGCGCAACGAUCCAUCAGCGGCAGACAUGAAUAUCUGUAUUGGCAGACCGAGCUCCCAGCCUUGGGAGUGCUUGUAUUCGAUGAUAUGCGGCUACGUCUAA
Molecule: messenger RNA, 615 nt
Organism: Glarea lozoyensis ATCC 20868
Lineage: Eukaryota; Fungi; Ascomycota; Leotiomycetes; Helotiales; Helotiaceae
Exons: 1
Coding region: 1-615 (204 amino acids)
Source: RefSeq, a predicted model, not a curated record